Arabidopsis arenosa is the source of this 1757-nucleotide messenger RNA. NCBI's taxonomy places the organism in Eukaryota, Viridiplantae, Streptophyta, Magnoliopsida, Brassicales, Brassicaceae. The record is from the annotation of a GenBank genome assembly.
AAAAAAAAAAAAUUUGGGAGUAAAUGCAUUAAAUUCUCCAAAACCCUAGCGCCGUUUGCGAAACAGCUUUGGGUGUCAAAGUCGUCGUCCCUAAUCAAGGACCAGCCGAGGACUUAGGACUUUGUUUCCGAUUAUCUCUCUCUGUAAUCUUCUUUUUCUUCCCGUCGCCGUUUCCGAGAGAAGUUUUAAUUCGUUCUCCUCCUCUCCAAUCAAGUCUUCGCCGAGGAAUGUGAUGGCCAAUCCUCUCUUACCGAUGCGUCUGUUUAGGGAAGGUGCCGAACCCAACGGUGAGAGAGUUCAAUCUUAUAGUGAGCUACCCUUCAUCGACGAAAUCGCUAACAGCUUGGAUGCGGAAGACCUCCAAUUUCUUCGAGAUUCGCAGUUUGGGAAACUGUUUGAGAUUCCAGAGGGACCGGCAUAUUCUGGGAAGCUAAUACAUUUCUUGUUGUCCAGACAGCUUGUAGUUAACAAGGAAAAUGAAAUCUGGGUGGUCUUUGCUGGCUCCCCUCUACGGUUCUCUAUUUCAGAGUUUCAAAGAAUGACAGGAUUAAACUGCAACAAACCUCCACAGUCGAAAGCGAGGAAGAGCAAACGCAAACUCCUCCCUGGGAAGUAUUGGUACACGCUAUUUGAUCGAGCUGACGUUUCUGUUGAGUGGGUGGUUGGUCGAUUGAAGAAGCGUUUGGUCCCAGACAAAGAAAUUCGUCUCCGCUACGCUAUGCUUGCUCUCAUUGAUGGCGUGUUGUGUCCAACGUCUGGCAAACCCAAAAUUUCUCCUACUCACGCAGAUAUGUCAGAGAAUCUAGAAAAAUUUCUCAAUCACCCCUGGGGUACUACAUCUUUCCAAUUGACGUUGAAGAGCAUCAAAGCAAGGGGAGCAGAGAAGCUAAAGCGAAAGUCCGUGACUGUCCAAGGAUUCCCUCAUGCCCUCCAACUUCUAUUGUUGCACUCUGUCCCAAUUAUCAAGGAGUUGCAAUUUCCUGACCCUGAUCUAGAGGCAGAUGGUGAUUCAGAAAUGGAGGAAAUUGACACAGAAAUCGAACGUCUUUGGAGCUUGAAGUUGGAUAUUGUUUGGAAGGUUGAUAAGAAAUUGACGACCAAUGUUGUCUCUAUUCUCAGUGGAGAAGUUAAUGGUGACCCGCUGGGGAGUGCAUCAUGGGUUGAGGACAGAGAUGAUGCUGCUGUUGACCAAAUGAUCCAACUUAUAGGAAGAAGAGACAAAUUCACAGCUUCCAUGUUUGGUGGUGGACUGUUGCCUGACUCUCUUCCGGAUGAUAAAAAUGACAACAGCGACGUUUGUAGCACUCAUGAUUCCUUGGAUGAGGUAAAUGGUCCCAAAAGAAAAAGGAAAGGUAAAGCCAAUGUCCAAAUUUCUGAGGCGAUGAAGCAAUACGUUGAUAUGAAAGACAAGCAAUCAGAGAAUCGUAUGCUGAAGGCAAUCUCUGAGUCUGAGGGUCGCUUGACCAAGUUGAUCAUGGAAGCUAUUUCAUCUUUCAGAUGGGUCCCGUCGAUUACAAUGACUCGCCUCAUGCUUGCAAAUCCUUCCAGGGAAGCUGCAAAUGCUAUGAAUAGGUAUGCUGGUAAUAGAGAAAAGGGAUUAUCUGUUGAUCCGGUAGCUCCCUCGGUAGCAAGUUCCAUGAUAGGUAACUCCAUCCCAACAUGGCCUAUAGAUUAAAAAAAUAGGUUAGGUAUGUUAAAUCAUAACAUCCAACUUGUAUAUAUAACAUGGGGGGUGUUAAUAUAGCAACACAGUAUAA